AUGGCUUCCAGAUCAGAGGAGGAUCUCUGCUGUCCAGUCUGUCAAGACAUCUUUAGAGAUCCUGUUGUUCUGUUGUGUAGCCACAGCUUCUGUAAAGACUGUCUGCAGGGCUGGUGGAGAGAGAAACAGACACAGGAGUGUCCGGUUUGUAGGAAAAGAUCCUCGUCUAAACCACAUCUUAGCCUGGUGUUGAAGAACCUGUGUGAGGCCGUCAGACAGGAGAGAGAUCAGAGAUCUUCAGAGGCUCUCUGCAGUCUGCACUCUGAGAAACUCAAACUCUUCUGUCUGGAUCAUCAGCAGCCGGUGUGUCUCGUCUGCAGAGAUUCAGAAAAACACAUCAACCACAGAUUCAGACCCAUCGAUGAAGCUGCACGACAACACAAGAAGAACCUUCAGGAAACUCUGGAGCCCUUAAAGGAGAAGAUAAAGGCUUUUGAACGAAUGAAGGACGAGGUCUCCUACAAGCCUGUGAUCCUGGACCCAAAUACUGCUUAUGCAGACUUCAUCCUGUCUGAUGAACUGACCAGUGUGAGAAAACUAAAGAGACGGGGAGGGCAACUGCAACUUCCUAGCAAUCCUGAGAGGUUGGAUUGUGACUACAAAGGUGUCCUGGGCUCUGAGGGCUUUGACUCAGGGACUCACAGCUGGGAUGUCAAGGUCGGAAACAGUACAUUCUGGGAACUGGGUGUGUUAGCAGAGUCUGUCCAGAGGAAGGGAGACAUUCAGUCUGGAAUAUGGAGCAUAGUGUUCAAAGAAGGUGAAUACUCAGCAUGGUCACCACCAGAUCCAGAAACCGAUCUCGAGCCGGACACGCCGCCCCGGAGGAUCCGAGUGACUCUGGACUGGGACGGAGGAAAGCUGUCGUUCUAUGAUCUUUUUUAA
Molecule: messenger RNA, 882 nt
Organism: Perca flavescens (yellow perch)
Lineage: Eukaryota; Metazoa; Chordata; Actinopteri; Perciformes; Percidae
Product: zinc-binding protein A33-like
Exons: 4
Coding region: 1-882 (293 amino acids)
Molecular function (GO): zinc ion binding; protein binding
Source: RefSeq, a predicted model, not a curated record